Molecule: messenger RNA, 786 nt
Organism: Neoarthrinium moseri
Lineage: Eukaryota; Fungi; Ascomycota; Sordariomycetes; Amphisphaeriales; Apiosporaceae
Exons: 2
Coding region: 1-786 (261 amino acids)
Biological process (GO): cristae formation
Cellular component (GO): MICOS complex; mitochondrial crista junction
Source: RefSeq, a predicted model, not a curated record
AUGGGCUUCACCACCGGCUUCACCGGAGGCGUCACCCUGACCCUCUCGCUCGCCUACCUUACAGUCCUCGCCCACCAGCGGAACCGUGAGCGCCAGUCCGCCAUCCUGCGCGCCAACAACCUCGUCGUCUCCGGCAUCACCGACCCGCUCCCCCCCCUCCACCCGCCCACGCGCUCCGAACUCGCCGCUCUAGAGCGCGCCAACCUCGUCGAGUCCGCCAAGGACAAGUGGAAUGCCGAGGUCGAGGGCGCCGUCCGCUGGGCCCAGGAGACGGACUGGGUCGAGGUACGGGAAGGCCUCGAGAGCGCAGCUGGCCGCCUGUGGGGGCGUGCCCUCGGGAAUGCUGUUGAUGGAGCCGAGAAAGCUGAGAACAAAGCUGCAAGAUUAGCUGGCGAGGCUAAGGACGACGUCAAGAGCGCUGCCGACGCAAAGGCGGCAGGUGUGGCCGAGGCUGCGAAGAGCGCAUAUGCCGAUGCGAAGGCUCGUGGCUCCGAUGCUCUGAGCCGGGGUGAGAAGCAGGCAGAGGAGGCCAGGGGCUCGCUAUUCAGCGCCGUCGGCAAGGGGAUCGAGAAGGGCAAGGAGGCCUUGGGUCUCGCCAAGGACAAGGUGGUGGGUGCUGGCGAGAAGGUCGAGGGCAAGGUUGACGAGAAGCUGAAUCCCGUCGAGAGGACGCUGAGACAACGGUACGAGAAGCCCAGCGGCGUGAACCAGACCGUUGAGGAGGCUCUGGCCGAAAGAUAUCUGCCCGUGGACAAGCGGGAUAAUACCGUAUUGAGGGGUGUAUAG